UAACGACCCUUGUCUCCCUUACACAAAGAUCAUGAAAAUGGCAAAUACCCUUCUUUAGUUUCUAUGAAUUUGGCGCUCAAUCCCUUCUAAAUCCCAUUUCUACAUAUUCCUCUCUCUCUCUCUCUCUCUCUCUCUACCCUAAAAAAAAAGGGUCAUUUGUUUCUUCUAUUUGUUUCUUCUUCAUAUAAGACCCUCUCCUACAACAACUCUUUUCAACCCAACUUCUUAAGAGAGGUCAUAAAGGGAAGACACACAUACACAUACACACACUCUAUAAAUAUGUAGAGAGAGAAGAAGAGAGAGAGAGAGAGAGAGAAAAAAAAAACACAACUUGAGACAAUAGUGAUUUUGUUCUUAUUUUACAUAGAGUUCAUUGUUCUUUUAUUCAUAAUAAUAGAUCUUCAUUCUAAACACCUUCUUGUGUCUUAAAGUCCACAUCUUUAAUCAUAAAGUUUCAUUUUUUUCUUCUGGGUUGUAAAGAAUUCUGUCUUUUUUUCUUUUUCUUUUACAAGUGAGAUAAAUUUUUUUGUUUUUGUUAUUGAAAUGGCACCAAGUUUUGAUUGUUUUGCAAACCUUCUCUGUACUGAAGACAUCAGCAUUUUUGAGGAAAAUGAAUUUGGGGAUUCAUUGGAGAUGUUGGAGGAACCAUGGAAUGUUGAAUAUGAACCAAACCUUAAUCAAACUCAGGAAUUUGAUGACCCAAUUGGGUUGUUACCAUUGCUGAGUGAUGAAAGUUUGAAGGUUAUGAUUGAAAAGGAAUGCCAUCACUUACCUGCUAGUGAUUAUGUCAAUAGGCUCAAAAUUGGGGUUUUGGAUUUGGAGGGUAGAAUGGAUGCCAUUGAUUGGAUUCAAAAGGUUCGAGUGCAUUUCGGUUUCGGACCUCUCUGUGUUUACCUAGCUGUUAACUACAUGGAUCGAUUCCUUUCCGCAUGUGAAACACUUAAGGAAAGACUUUGGUCAAUCCAACUGUUGGCUGUGGGCUGUGUUUAUCUGGCAGCUAAAAUUGAAGAGACUACAGUUCCUCCAUCUCUUGAUUUGCAGGUCAAUGAAACUAAGUAUUUGUUUGAUACUAAAACAAUACUGAGGAUGGAGCUUAUGGUAAUGAGCACAUUGAAAUGGAGAAUGCAAGCAAUUACACCUUUCUCCUUCAUUGACUAUUUCCUUUACAAGGUCAAUAAUGAUCAAGUUCCAACAGGAGAUUCAAUUUUGCAAUCAAUCCAGCUCAUACUGAGUACUAUAAGAGGAAUUGACUUCAUUCAGUUCAGACCAUCUGAAAUUGCAGCAGCUGUUGCAGUGUUAGUAUCUAUGGUGGGGGAAAACCAAACAGUUGAAACUGAGAAAGCAGUUUCUCUUCUGAUUCAGUAUGUUGAAAAGGAGAGAGUAAUGAAGUGUGUUGAAAUGAUUCAACAGCUGUCAUCAGGUAGUGAUUCUGAAACAAAAGAAACUACAACUUCUGCUUCUGUUUCUGUCCCUUGUGUUCCUCAAAGUCCAAUAGGUGUAUUGGAACCUCUAUGUCUCAGCUACAAAAGUGAUGAAAACAACACUAAUGUUGCUACUUCACCACAUGCAAAUCCUUCACUUCAUAAUGAUAUUAGUCCUGAUCCUAAACGCAAGAAGCUUAACACAACCAUUGAAGAUUGAUUAGAAUAUAGAAUAGCAUUUUUUUAGAUGCUUAUAUCUAUUUUUGUUGUAACAAUUAUGCCCCCUCAAAGGAAGCAAGAAAGUAUAGGAAAAAAUGAAAAAUAAAAAAUUAGAAUAAUAGAUGCCAAAAAUGAAUCAUUAGCACUAGAUGAGGAUUUUGAACAACAAAAGCUCUGAAUAUUUUGAGCUUAUUAGUUGUUAAAUUUUUUAUAGAUUGAGGAUUAGUGCAUUUGUUGUUGUAAGUAGGCUUAGUGUUUUUAUUUUUAAGUAAGGGAUUAAAUUAGAAAUAAAAAAUAAUAAGGGGGCAGAGGGACUAUAGGAGUAGAGAUAUUAAUAUAUUUUGGAACAUUAAUUUUAUUAAUGUUAUUGUCUUUAUUUU
This is a messenger RNA of Cicer arietinum (chickpea), 2020 nucleotides long. RefSeq names its product cyclin-D4-2-like. The record is from RefSeq and is a predicted model, not a curated record. NCBI's taxonomy places the organism in Eukaryota, Viridiplantae, Streptophyta, Magnoliopsida, Fabales, Fabaceae.